Messenger RNA from Cuscuta epithymum, 2111 nucleotides. NCBI's taxonomy places the organism in Eukaryota, Viridiplantae, Streptophyta, Magnoliopsida, Solanales, Convolvulaceae. The record is from the annotation of a GenBank genome assembly.
AAUGCAAAUGAUCUUCCUAUUUUUGUGUACGCAAGAAUGAGGAUUUAAGAACAUAAUAUAAACGUGUACGUGAAGUAGCUGGCAACUUGAUAUAUAAAUCUGCCGACACCCAUAACUUGAAGCUUGAAACAUUUUUUUAGCAUUUCUUUAAGGUCUCCAAUAUCCCAUUAAUUAAUGGUAUGGGGAAUUGCUUUAGUGCUCAUUCAACUAGAGAACCCCAACAAACACUACUCCCCAUUGAUUCUGCUUUCAAGCUUCCUUCUCCUUUGCCUACAUGGCCAUCCUCAUCAGAUGGCUCAGAAUUUGGGAGUGGAUAUAUUGAUCUUGGGGGGCUCCAAGUCUGCCAAAUUUCAACUUUCAACAAGGUCUGGUCAACGCAGGAAGGAGGGCCGGACAACCUCGGGGCAACAAUCUUCGAGCCGUCGGUCAUACCCGCCGGGUACUCCGUCCUAGGCUACUACGCCCAUCCGAACAACCGGCGGCUGUUUGGUUGGGUUCUUGCCGGCCGGGACAACUCCGGCGACCUCCUCAAAGAGCCGAGCGAUUACACUCUUGUUUGGAGCAGUGAGCAAUUGAAAAUCCAACAGAGUAGUCCUGUCUAUGUUUGGUUGCCAGUUCCGCCGGAGGGGUACAAGGCAGUCGGACACCUUGUCACCACGUCGCCGGAGAAUCCGCCGGCCGGCCGGGUAAUGUGCGUCCGGGCAGAUAUGACGGAGGAAUGUGAAGUUGAAGAUCUGGUUUGGUCACCUGGGAAGUCUAGCGAUCCAAAUGGUUUUAAUCUUUACCGGUUGAGACCCCGCAAUAGAGGCACACAAGCCGAAGGGGUUAGUGUUGGCACAUUUGCAACCAAUACCAACACAUCUCUUGCUUGUCUCAAAAACAACAAUUUCACAAAAUAUUCUUCCAUUCCCGACCUUAACCAAAUCCAAGCACUCUUCCAAGAAUACUCUCCCAUUAUUUACCUCCACCCCAAAGAAACUUACCUCCCAUCCUCAGUCAACUGGUAUUUCACAAACGGCGCCUUAUUGUACAAGAAAGGCGACGAGUCAAACCCCGUCUCCGUUGACCCAAACGGCGCAAACCUUCCCCAAGGCGGAUCAGACGACGGCGCGUACUGGCUGGACCUCCCCGCCGACGAAUCCGCCAGAAACGCCGUCAAGAAAGGAGAUCUAAACAGUUCCGAGGUUUAUCUCCACGUAAAACCCAUGCUGGGUGGAACGUUCACCGACAUUGUGGUGUGGUUGUUCUAUCCUUUCAACGGUCCGGCCACCGUCAAGCUCGGGCUGGUCAACAUCCCGUUGACCAGGACCGGCGAGCACGUCGGAGAUUGGGAGCAUCUGACUCUGAGAAUCAGUAACUUCAAUGGAGUCCUGCAAAGGAUGUACUUCUCCGCUCACAGUGGUGGGUCGUGGGUGGACGCCCCGAAUCUUGAGUUUCUCGCCGGCGGGAACAAGCCGGCGGCGUAUUCGUCGGAGAACGGCCACGCGAACUAUUCGAAGCCGGGGACGGUUUUGCAGGGGCUGGGGGAUGAGAUCGGGUUGAGGAAUGACACUGCGAAGAGUGACUUGGUUUGGGACUGUGGCCGGAAGUACGCGGUGGUGGCGGCCGAGGGUGUGGCGCCGGCGGUUGCCGAGCCGCCGUGGCUGAACUAUGCUAGGAAGUGGGGCCCGACGGUGACGUAUAAGAUUGGGGAUGAAGUGGAGGCGUUGGAAGGGGAGUUGAAAGGGGGCUUGAAAUCGGCGUUUGAUGAUCUGGUGAAUGUGUUUCCUGAUGAGGUGUUGGGAGAAGAAGGUCCGACUGGGCCCAAGCUGAAGGAUAGUUGGAGUGGUGAUGAGAGGUGAUUAUUGUGAAGGAAAAAUAUUCCAAUAUUACUAAAAGUUCUUGUAUUCUUAUAACAAGCCCGUGCAAUGCACGGGCAGAAUGUAAUUUAGCUAAUUUGAUUUCUUUUGGAUCAUAUGUAAUGUGAUUUAAAAGAAAAAUAAACUUCGUCUAAUAUAGAGCCUGUUUAAUAUAAUGUGAUUUAAAAGAAGUAUUCUUUUUAAGAUUAUAUCUAAUAGUUUUAAUUUCGUUUUUUAAUUUCAAAUAAUAUAGAGCCUGUUUAAUAUAGUGUG